Batrachochytrium dendrobatidis JAM81 is the source of this 387-nucleotide messenger RNA. RefSeq lists its product as uncharacterized. The coding region runs from base 1 to 387 and encodes 128 amino acids. The record is from RefSeq and is a predicted model, not a curated record. The transcript has 3 exons. Gene Ontology annotation, biological process: microtubule-based process. Lineage: Eukaryota; Fungi; Chytridiomycota; Chytridiomycetes; Rhizophydiales. Gene Ontology annotation, cellular component: dynein complex.
AUGGCAGACCAAGGUAGUAUGGCCAACCUGGUUGCUGGUGCAGCCAAAUCAGCAGACGGCGGCGCUACAACAGCUCCGUCUGGCGACCGCACUGAUGAAAAGGACCAACGUCGACUGUUCAACUAUCCCCUAGUCAAGUUUUGUGAUAUGUCUGAUGAAGUACGAGCAGAGGCAGUCGAUAUGGCAGUCACAGCUGUAGAAAAGCAUCCAGGAAAUCACGAGGCUUCUUCAAAAACAAUUAAAGAGUUGAUGGAUAAACGAUGCGGAAGUUCAUGGCAUGUAGUUGUCGGCGAAGGAUUUGGGUUUGAAAUCACUCACGAGAUGCGCAAUUUGCUACACAUGUACUUUGGAGGGAAUAUUGGCAUCUUGAUAUGGAAGGCAUCAUAA